GAGAAAAAAAUCUUAAUUGAAUAUCCGGAGAAAACGAAUUCGUAUAUUUAUAUCAUACAGCAGAGAUACAAGUGAAGCGUUCAAACAAAAUCAUUUCGGAAACGAACGACACUGCAGUGCCUGGGUCAGUCAAAAUUAAUACGGUAACUUAAUAUAAAACAUUGACUUAAUUAUUGCUACAAAUGGACGAACUGAAAUCACGCCUAACGAAUGCUGAUCCAUUUGAAAGUUGGUGGCCGAUUAUUGUUGCAAUUAUUGUUGGUGUAGCUAUGACUGUCAGAAAUUUUAUGGGCGGCCAAAAUAGUCCAUCAACGAAUCAUAUUAAUGGUCAAACAGUCAUAAUCACUGGCGGUUCAGGCAUCGGAUUCGAGAUAACGAAAGAGCUUUGUGCGAGGGGAGCUCAUGUAAUCGUUGGAGCAAAGGAUAUGAAAAAGGCACAAGACGUGAUGGAAUUGGUGAAGAAGCAACAGCCAUCCGCCUGUGUAGAAAUACGAUAUCUGGAUUUGAGGUCAUUCGAUUGUGUAAAACGGUUCGCCAAAUCAGUAACAAAAGACUUUGAGAAAGUCGAUGUUUUAAUUAAUAAUGCCGGCACUAUAUUCAAUAAAUACGAUAAAACGGUUGAUCGUUUUGAGAGUCAUUUGCAAGUGAAUUAUUUAGCGCACUUCUUGUUGAGCAGUUUAUUGCUACCGUUGUUGAAAAAUGCAGUCAAUGGUCGCAUAAUUAAUGUCUCGGCUCAUGCUUAUACGUCUGGAAAAAUAGAUAUUGACGAUCCACUUAACACUGGCCAAUGGGCACCAGCUUACCAUCAUCGAGACGCAUUCGCCCAUUCUAAACUGUGUGUUCUACUGGCAUCGAGACAUCUGGCUAGAGAACUUAAAGACACUAAUGUUACAGUGAAUGUGUACACGCCUGGUCUGGUCAGAGGAACUGGUCAUUUAAGAAAUUCACCCAUUAUGAAUGCAAUGUGCGCUAAAGUAAUAACGUAUCCAUGGAUGUGGUUGCUAAUGAAGAGCCCUGCACAAGGCUCACAAACAGCAAUUUAUUUAGCAACCGAACCCACUUUAAAAACUGUUUCCGGGGAUUAUUUCAACGACUGCGAAAAGGCCGAAGUAAAUAAAGAUCUGGUGGAUGAACAUGUAGCUGCUGUUUUAUUCCGACGCACUUUAAGCGCAUUGAACUUGGAUUCAUUCUAAAUUGAAUAAAAAAUACAGUUAAUGU
Molecule: messenger RNA, 1218 nt
Organism: Bradysia coprophila
Lineage: Eukaryota; Metazoa; Arthropoda; Insecta; Diptera; Sciaridae
Gene: naz
Product: nazgul
Source: RefSeq, a predicted model, not a curated record